Molecule: messenger RNA, 2556 nt
Organism: Anopheles arabiensis
Lineage: Eukaryota; Metazoa; Arthropoda; Insecta; Diptera; Culicidae
Gene: Rlb1
Exons: 3
Coding region: 88-2502 (804 amino acids)
Biological process (GO): maturation of SSU-rRNA
Cellular component (GO): 90S preribosome; nucleus
Source: RefSeq, a predicted model, not a curated record
AGACACAUGUUCUAGAAACGUAAACAAUGAUGACAGUUUGAUAGACUCACGUUUUCCGAAACAUCUCCGGUGCGGUUUCGUUUAAAAAUGGAUAAAUGUAAACUAAUUAAAGAGAUUAACAAACUCCAAACGCUUCUGAAAACAAGACGCGUUGUCAUCAUCCACAAGUUGGUACGACUGAGCAAGCUGUUCACGGCGAAAGCUGCAACGAGUUCUGAUCCGCGUGCCCAAAAAAAGGCGGAAAACUACGUGGCCAUCCUUACCAACAUUAAAUCACUCUCACCUGCUACAUUGUUGGAGAAAGUCAUACAAUAUCAGCCAGCGAAAAAUGGCCAGCCGGCGUAUCCGCCCUCUAUUGAACAGCGCAGCAUUGCCCGGUUUAUGGAAGAUGAGAAGCUAGUUCGGCACCUCAAAUCGCUCGAAGGUCAGUUUGGCAAAGGUGAAAAUUCAAAGCUGCUUGAGGUCCUUAAGAAGAAGAGUAAGAUAAAAACAUCCGUGAACAAGCAGAAGAAAAAGGAAAGGAUUGCGAAGCGGCUAGCAAAAGAGGAGAAAAAGAAGCAAAACACCGGAAAACAAAAUGAAGCGUCCGAUAACAAGAAAAAACUGAAACGUAAGCUGGAUAACGAUGGAACGGAUGUUGUGCAACAAACAAGAAUUGCUUCGUACGAUUCAUACGAAUCGGACGACGGCUCUGAGCCGCGGAGCAUUAAGCUGAAUGAAUCCGAUCAAUCUGAUGAGGAAGAGCAGUUCGACCAACGAAGUUCUCCUAGCGUGUCCGUCAGUGAAAGUGAUCCCGAUUACGCCAGUGAUGAAGAUUCGGACGCUAAUGCUUUGGAAUCACGGAAAAAUUAUGUUUCUGUCGCUAAGCCGAAGAAAGCUAUUGAGCAGGGAAGCAAACCGAUCAUCAGCGAACCUAAACUACCAGAUAAUCAAAGUCUUCCAGCGAAAAAGAAGGUUGUAAAUUACAAAGCACCCGAGGACGACGACGAAGAAGACGGAGUUGAGCUGUUAACGGACAGCUUCUUCAUUACGGAAACGGGAGAACGGUACGUGGCAGUCGCUCCAAAACUCAAACCUCGGGCAGAAGGAGAUGAAGAUUCGGAAGAAGAAGAAGAAGAAAGCUGGAAAUUUGCCAAUAAGCGGAAAAAACGAGAGCAGCAAUGGCAAGAACAGGAUAAUGAUGAAGAACUGGACGUUGGGCAGAACUAUACGACGCACAGCAAAGCAAGUAACCUUGGCGGGAAAGGAAAGUUUGCCAAUAGGAAGCAAAUGUAUAAUCAAUCGUCUAAAAUUAACGACGAUCUUCAUCCGUCUUGGGCUGCCAAACAGGCUCAGCAAGGCAUUAAACCUUUCGCUGGCAAAAAGGUGGUAUUUGACGCAGAGGAUGGUGAUACAAACAUGAAACCAGUUGGCACCAACCGAUUUCCAAGUAAAUCUGAUAGACAAAGCGAUCUUCAUCCGUCUUGGGCGGCCAAACAGGCCCAGCAAGGAAUUAAACCUUUUGCUGGCAAAAAGAUUGUGUUUGACGGCGAAGAUGGUGAUACAAACAUGAAACCCGUCGCCACCAACCGCUAUCCCAACAAAUCUGAUAGUCAAAACGAUCUUCAUCCGUCUUGGGCGGCCAAACAGGCUCAACAAGGAAUUAAACCUUUCGCUGGCAAAAAGAUUGUGUUUGACGCAGAGGAUGGUGAUACAAACAUGAAACCAGUUGACACCAACCGAUUUCCAAGUAAAUCUGAUAGACAAAGCGAUCUUCAUCCGUCUUGGGCGGCCAAACAGGCUCAACAAGGAAUUAAACCUUUCGCUGGCAAAAAGAUUGUGUUUGACGCAGAGGAUGGUGAUACAAACAUGAAACCAGUUGCCACCAUGCGUUUUCCCAGUAAAUCUGAUAGACAAAGCGAUCUUCAUCCGUCUUGGGCGGCCAAACAGGCCCAGCAAGGAAUUAAACCUUUCGCUGGCAAAAAGGUGGUGUUCGACGCGGAUGAUAAUGAUAAUGAACGGGCAGAAUUUACUUCCAACCAACCAAAAAGCGACAAUUUCAAUAGCAAAUCACACCUUCAUCCUUCGUGGGCGGCGAAGCAAGCGCGAAAUGGAACUAAAAUCUUUGAUGGGAAUGGUACGAGGAGCUUUCCACCAAAGCACACCUCAAACAGUGAUCUUCACCCAUCGUGGGCGGCUAAGCAAGCAAAGAGCGGAAUUAAACCAUUUGCCGGCAAAAAGAUUGCAUUAAAUGAUGAUGAUAAUGACGGCAGUAACCACGCCGACCCAACCGUUAUAAAACGAAUGCAUCCGGCAGAUAAUCGUAAAAACAACGAUCUACACCCUGCAAAGCAGGCCCGGAAUGCUGUACUACCUUUUAACAGUGGUAGAUCAGCAUACGGCAACGGUGUUCACAAGUCUCAAGCUGACAACUCUGACCUACAUCCGUCCUGGGCUGCGAAACAGGCCCAGAGCGGAAUCAAACCUUUCGCGGGUAAAAAAAUUACGUUUGACGCCGAAUAAAUAAUUUCGCUCGGUAAAGAAAGCGAUCGUUCGCACUCUAUUAUCGAACAGUUA